This is a messenger RNA of Lethenteron reissneri (Far Eastern brook lamprey), 4640 nucleotides long. RefSeq names its product serine/threonine-protein kinase 3-like. Gene Ontology annotation, molecular function: ATP binding; protein serine/threonine kinase activity. Gene Ontology annotation, biological process: signal transduction; protein tetramerization; protein phosphorylation. Lineage: Eukaryota; Metazoa; Chordata; Hyperoartia; Petromyzontiformes; Petromyzontidae. The record is from RefSeq and is a predicted model, not a curated record. Gene Ontology annotation, cellular component: cytoplasm.
GUGGAGUAGCGAGAGAAGUGGAGGUUUGGCGGUGGACGAGGUGGACGAGGUGGACGAGACGAUGGCACGGGCGAGCGAAUAAAGGAGGAGGAGGCGAGGAGGAGGAGGAGAGGCAGCCUUGACGACGCGAGAAAGCCAUGGACAAGCCCGGGCAGAGGAGUACGCUGAAGAAGCUGAGCGAAGACAGCCUGACGAAGCAGCCCGAGGAAGUGUUCGACAUCCUCGAGAAGCUCGGAGAAGGCUCCUAUGGCAGCGUGUUCAAGGCGAUGCACAAGGAGUCGGGCCAGGUGGUGGCCAUCAAGCAGGUGCCCGUGGAGUCCGACCUGCAGGAGAUCAUCAAAGAGAUCUCCAUCAUGCAGCAGUGCGACAGCCCCCACGUGGUCAAGUACUACGGCAGCUACUUCAAGAACACCGACCUGUGGAUCGUGAUGGAGUACUGCGGAGCCGGCUCCGUCUCUGACAUCAUCCGCCUGCGCAACAAGACGCUGACGGAGGACGAGAUCUCCGCGAUUCUGAAGGCGACGCUCAAGGGCCUCGAGUACCUGCAUUUCAUGCGCAAGAUCCACCGCGACAUCAAGGCCGGCAACAUCCUGCUCAACACCGAGGGCCACGCCAAGCUCGCCGACUUCGGCGUGGCCGGGCAGCUCACGGACACGAUGGCGAAGCGGAACACGGUGAUUGGCACGCCGUUCUGGAUGGCGCCCGAAGUGAUCCAGGAGAUCGGCUACAACUGCCUGGCGGACGUGUGGUCGCUGGGCAUCACCGCCAUCGAGAUGGCCGAGGGCAAGCCGCCCUACGCCGACAUCCACCCCAUGCGGGCCAUCUUUAUGAUCCCCACCAACCCCCCGCCUACGUUCCGCAAGCCCGAGAACUGGUCUGAUGACUUGACGGACUUUGUCAGGAAGUGUCUCGUCAAGAACCCGGAGCACCGCGCAACAGCCACGCAGCUCCUGCAGCACCCCUUCAUCAAGGCCGCCAAGCCAGUGUCCAUCCUGCAGAGCUUGGUGGGGGAGGCCAUGGCCAUCAAGGUGAAGAGGCAGGAGAUGGACGACGACCUCGACGAGGAGGACGACAACUCCGACGAAGAGGCGGUGGACAGCCGCACGAUGCUGCGCAUGGAGGAUGGCAGCGAUGCCACGGCGGCGGCGGGCGGCGGCAGAACGAUGAGGGUGGGCGGCACGACGGCGCUGAGCGAUGGCGCCCGCACCAUGAUCAUCUCCCACGCCGGUGGCGACGCCGCUACCAUGCUGGGCUCCGACCUGGGCACCAUGGUCAUCAACAGCAGCGAGGACGGCGACGAGGAAGAGGAAGGCCGCGACGGAGACGACGACGACGGUGAUGGCGAGGUCGUCGACGGCACCAUGAAGAGCAUAGACACGCCGGACCACCGCACACAGCGCCCCUCCUUCAUGGAGUACUUCGAGGCGAAGGACCGGGAGAACAAAUCUGGGCCGGCCUCGGGGGGGGCGGCCAGCAACGGGCGCAAGGCCAGCGGGCCCCACGCUGACUUCCGCAUCCCAACGGACGGAGACUUCGACUUCCUGAAGGUGAUGAGCUACGAGGAGCUGCAGGCGCGGCUGUCGGCGCUCGACCCGAUGAUGGAGCGCGAGAUCGAGGAGCUGCGCCUCCGCUACCAGGCCAAACGGCAGCCCAUCCUGGACGCCAUCGAUGCCAAGAAGCGUCGCCAGCAGAACUUCUGAGCCCCCCCCCCCCGCGCCGAUCAGCCUCCCCCCUGCCCCUGCCCUCGUCCUUGGCGCCUUCAGGCGUAAUUGCCCGCCCACUCGCCCUGGAAGUCUCGCCGACGACAGACUCUCCUGCUGCAUCAUCGUUGGAGCACGACUCCCCUCUGACCCCUGGCCUCUGCCGCUCCCCCCCCCAUCCUCCUACCCCACCCCCCCGCCAUCUCUCCUCUCCGGACCCCGGCGCGGUGGCGGUGGCGGUGGCGGCCGUGCCAAUCUGCGUGCCGGCAUCCGGUGCCGGUGUUUCUCGAGUGGCCUUGGUGCAGCAAGCGGCGGUGGCGCAGCAGUCGGUCGGUCGAUUCGUGGGUGGGAGGAAGGAAAAAACGUUCCUGACCCACAUCCUUUGUGCCUCGAGAGGCCACAACGUCAUCAUCGUCAUCGUCGUCACCGUCGUCGUCACAAUCGUCACCAUCGUCACCAUCAUCGUCAUCGUCGGUCUUCCUGUGUUUGCUCUGUAUGUCUGUUUUCUUUAUUUAUUUAGUUUUGCUCGCCGUGUUUUUGUUUAUCUUUCAACCUCCACCCCCCUUUCCCCUCGGGGGUGUCCACCUGGCUCCGCUCGGCAGCUGCGCUCGCCGCCCCUCGCAGUAAACUUCGUUUUCAUUUUAUUCUACCUGACCACCAGGUGAGGCCCGCCGCUGAGCUUUCCGUGGCUCUCUUUAGGAAGCGAUGGCUCGACGAAAUUGGCCGAUAUCCUAAUCAUCAUACUCUCAAAACACACGCGUGAUGCGUCGAUUCUCGAUGCGGAGGAGAGGGACCAAUCGGAGGAGCCGGAGGAAAGAAUCCACGUGACCACGAUGGGGAGAGAGAGAUAGGCGAGCAAACUCCAAAUAUACAGCAGCAGCAGGCAUCUUCAGGGUCAGGAUCCAACCCACCACCUCCUGCGUACCAGGCGAGGGAGUUAACAUCUCCUGACCACCGUGCGCAGGAGGGGACGACGUUCCCGCAGGGGAUCGCUAGCGCCCGUGACCCUGAGCCAUCCGACUCCCCGAUGUGGGAGUUUGACCCCAGGCAAUGGAGGUAAUGAUUGUAAUGAGACUGACGAUGACGCCCGAUGGCGCAACGAGGCGGCAAAGGGGGUCCGGGUUCGAUUCCCAACUCGGGGCGGCGCUGUGUGUACUUGGAGUCUGUGUGUUGCUUCUCUUCCCCAUGCAUACCUGUCAACCCCUUAUCGGAGCCCUACCGUAUUACAGACCAACUCAGACCUUAUUGGUCACCCCGUGCCCCUUAUAAAUCUCAACGUUCAUCCUACAAAGUCCCAUCACAAGGAGAGAAACACAAAUAAAUCGACAUUAUUUUUAAUGUUGAAACGGCUGUAAUGCCAUAUGGACCCGAAAAAACUCAAUUUCCCUGUAGAAGAAUACGGGGUAAACCGUAUGGGCUGACAGCUAUACCCAUGUCGUGCAUGGGAUUUCCUCCGGGGUCUAAAACGGUGCGCAACGGUGUGACUGGUGUGGGGGUGCACACAUCCCAGUGGUGAAAGAUCACUCGUUCGCUCGCUUGGGAUCGCACGCGCACAGCAGCGACAUCACCGCCCCCUUCCACCUCUACAAAAUUACUUGGCAGGACCCCUCCCGGCAAAAGUCUUUGAGACUCGGCGACGCUUUCCCGGGUGUACGAAUCUUGUGGAGGAGAGGGGCCGAGCGGCAGUAACUGGCGGCACCCUGGGAACAAACCCCGCAACGUUCGAAUCAGAAUAUUCAGACUGGAGGAGGAAUCCGAUGAGCUAUAAAGCUUUUUCUCUGCUGUCCAGUAGAAGCACGGGGUCAGGACGUUACAGCAACGAGCGAUACAAUAGACACUGUGCAAUAAUCCCCCCCCCCCCCCCCCAGGGUUUACGUGGGGGUUGCGUUCCCUGCAAAGGUGCGACGAUGAACGUCUCCCGCCGCGCCUCGUGGUUCCGCCAGCGAGCGAGCGCCACCAUCAUGCCAGCCGUACCUCGCUUCUGCUGGCGCAGCGGCGGUGGUAGCCGCGUGGUCGCUAGUUCGCUCGCUCGCUGCUGGACGUGUGUCUGUGUGUAAAAGAGCUGCUUAGCCCAUCGGAUUCCUCCAGUCUACAAAUGAAGAUUCUGACGGAUAUCUCGCUCACUCGCUCGCCCGCCCCAGCCGGAGAUGAAGGGAGGGACGGAGGAUGGAGGCGGCUUUCCCCGCAAUGACGUCUCGACGUCGAUGGGUUGACGGUCGCUUACCAGCCGGCUGGGGGGGGAGGUCGGUCUGUGGUUGCUCACUCGCCGGUGGAGCAGCGAGUCGCUCGCUUGGUCCGUUGGGGUGGAAUGGUCGGGGGGUUUUGGGGGGGGGGGUCUUGCAUCGUGGAGCCGUGCGCUGGGCCGCUCGUGGUGGUAAUUUAACCACUCCGCGAUGUUAUUGUGAAUAUCCAUCGCGUGUAAUCUUUGUCGGGCUCCGCUUCCUCGUGGAGAAUCGCCCCACUGGGGGCUGGGUGGGAUGGCGGAGUCGCCGUCCCGUGGUCUUUCUUUGCUUUUUUGAAUUGGCGUCUGGCUCGUGACCACUUGGGGGGGGGGCGCUCCUCCGCCGUGAAUAAACCUCGCGGCAGGCGUGGGCGGCAAGGGCGGAGGAGCGGACGCCGCGCGGUGAAUGCGCAGUCUUCAUCGUCGCCACCAUUGCCACCGUUAAUUCAUCAGCAUCGUUAUUGUCAUUAAAAGUUUUCUUAAUUUUCAUCAUCAGUCACCGCACCAUCGUGUUCAUCAUUACUGUCAUCGCCGUCCUCAUUGUCAUCGUCGUCGUCAUUAUCUUGACUCGUAAUCGUCAUCGUCACUGUCUUCAUGACCGUCGUUGAUAUUGCUCGGUUAUCCUUCUCUGCUACUGCUUCCUGAUGGCAACGCGAUGAAUGAGCACCAUCUAUUUUGUUAUCUUCUACCAUUUGAAUAAAUAUUUUGUUUUCGUCAAA